This is a messenger RNA of Danaus chrysippus (African queen), 5202 nucleotides long. Lineage: Eukaryota; Metazoa; Arthropoda; Insecta; Lepidoptera; Nymphalidae. The record is from the annotation of a GenBank genome assembly.
AUGUAUAUUAAUAAAGAUGAAUUGUUGGUCGUACGUCACCGAAAUCCGAGAAAUUCAGAAGUUGAUCCGAAGAGUAUCCCACCUGUUGAGGUGGGUGUAACGGUGAUAGACGUUGAUUUAAUGCCCAGAAGAUCAAUAAAGUCUCUUUAUUCAGAUUGGCGCGCCCCGAUGACGGAUGAGUCGGAGUCUGGUCGGAGAGGGCGAACUCACCCUCGUCUGAUACGACCCUCGGAGCACCUCGCCAUGGUGGAACAGGCCAGGGAGCAGGCCCGGGGACUCUCUAGGGACCAGGGCAGGGAGAGGCGGCAGUCCGAAGGCCGGGAUCGAAGACCGGUGCAUCUGGUUCCCUCGGUGACAGUCGUUCAAGGACCUCGGCCUCCGCCCCCGCCUGGCCCAAGGCCCUACAUGCCAGCCCCAGUGAGAAUGCCGGCGCCGAUCAAGUCAGUUCCACCUCCCGUUACGAGGAUACCGCAGCCGAGGAGAGAUGUUCAGCCUCCGUCGAUCGUCCAGGCUCCAGCUGUUCUCUCCCCGCCGGUGUUUCCUUCACCCCCCGCACCCCCCGGAGUCCUCGCCCCCUCAGCUCCCAUCUCAUCCACUUCUCUCACAACAAACUGCUCCGCACCAAGGACCAUCGUCAUCCAGCGACCAGACGCCAGGCACGGCUUCGGCUUUACACUCAGACAUCUCGUUGUUUACCCACCGGAGUCGUUAAACGAGCUAUACGAGGAUGCGCGCCACCUCGCUGUGGGCGCGGUGGGCGCUCCGAUGGACACGAUCUUCGUGAGGUCUGUGCGUGCGGGCGGGCCAGCGGCGGCCGCGGGGCUGCGAGCCGGCGACCGUGUGCUGGCCGUCAACGGAGAGCCGGUAGCCUGCGGCCGUUCGCGAGCGCCCUACGCCAGGGUUGUGCAACUAGCGCAGAGAGAACCCAGGGUGUUGAGGCUCACCGUCGUGCCGAGGGAUCACGAUCUCUUACAGAGGUAUUUCAGCGAAGCAGCAUACAACCCGGAGACUAACCAGCGACAUAGCGAGAUGCCGGCGGUGACGGAGCACGAGUCGCGCCUGUUCGACGCCUACCGUCGACCAACGGCAGGAAGACAUGACCGUCCUACCGCUGUCCGACACGACCGUCCGACCACGGUGCGGCACGACCGUCCCAACGAGCCGGAGUACGCGACGGUGGCGCCACCACCCAGGAUCGACGCUCCACGACUAUCAGCGACGCAUUAUAUCAUGCAUGAUGGCAGGAGAGAAUCCGAUACUUCCUUGCCAUCAUCGGCCACAGAGAGUAAAGACAGUCUCGGCUCAUUUGACUCGAACUCGACACUGACGGGCCGAGAACUGGACGAUUCGAUUAUCCUCUCCCGAAUACGAAAGAGUCUGGAACAGAAGGAGGCGUUCCUAAGACGUCCCAGCCAACCCACGGGAUGGCUCACUCCAGACGCCCCACCGCCGAUUAAACAAAAGGAAUUCUACGCAAGGCCACAGAAAUUGCAGAAGCAAUCCUGGCCACCGCCGCCUUCUUCCCCACCACUGGCCGCUUCCCCUCCGCUAUCUCUGCUACAACCAACAAACCAGGAGCUCAAAACAGACGAAUGCGCUACCAGCGUAGAUAGCGGAACGUACAGCGGAUACGGCGAGUUGAACGGUACUCACAACGAUAAAAACAGAUUGAAGCAAGACAAAACACAGUUUGUGGCAACGUUGUCCAAAAUACAGGAAACAUCGCCGAAUGUACACAAUAGCACGAAUAUGGGACCGCUGAGUAACGGAUCGUCAGUUGAAUUCAGAGAUGAGAAUAUAGCUUCUAAUAAUCAGGACAAUAGGUACCCGGUACCCGAGCUCCAACUCGUCACAGCUCGUACCCGUCAGUUGGAAGAAGCUCGUGUUGGUGAAAGAAGAACUGAAGUUGCUAGAAGCGAAUUAGCGCGACUGACAACAACCAGACUAGAACCGAGCGUGGCGCUACGUAGGAAGGAAUUCGAAGCUAGAGCGGCCAGGAGAGAGGCGCGGUCACUGGAUGUACAACCCCAGCAAGACUUAGAGGAAGAAUCGACACCCAUUGGCGGCAGCUUAUCGGGCAACCAGCUUAUGAUCACCGGCAGCAAGCACCUCCAUUGUACCCCUCCCGCAGGAUUCGCUCCCGAAAUAGAAAAGGUUCAAAUGCGAACAAGGUCGAAUAGUACCGGUAGUGAAGGAUUACCCAUUAGAAGACAUCAUGCCACAGAUGGCAGUCACGCGAAGAGACGCAUGGGGCUGAACAGGGAACAGAUGGAGGCGAUGAACCGCGUGUCGCUGCCGGGCGGCGCGGCGCGGCCCACUCGGCUCAGCCUGGCGCCGCCCUCGCCCACGCCGCCCACGUCCUCGGGCUCGGCGCACACGUCCGGCUCACCAACGCCCACCACGCCCGCUGACUCAGGUUUUGCUGACGACUUGGUUACGAGAAGACACAAAAAGGAUGCGCAAAUGGGAGAAGAAGAACGUGCAAUGAGAAGGGUGUCCUACCUUAAAGCUACGUGGGGAGACAGACUACACUUAGACAGCGAUGUGGAGCCAGAGGCUGAACAAAACGCUCUCAGGAGUGCUUAUCGCAAAUGGCGGCCACCAAGAUUCACAGAGGACAUAACGCCGUUGCUACGGAUAUUCGACCCUCAAGCGUCGAUUCCAACGCGUCCGGAGAAGAAGUCCCAAGAAAGUACCGAAAACUCCGAGGAAGUUGAAGCAGACGUACAAGGGAACGUUCAGAUAAAGAUGGUGGUGAGCAAUGGAAAGCGAGCCAGUGAUCGCUCGUGGAAGCAAGUCUGGGCGAUGCUGCAAGGAACUAAGCUGUACCUGUACAGACAUCAUCCUACACAGGUAAGGGACUUUUACUAUACAACAAAUAAGCACUACGAUUACAAAAGCCCCGGUGCUGUAAGCGGUAGCGGAGGAUCGGCCUCCACUGUGACCGAGGGCGGCUCAAGAGAUGCUCUCGACGUCCGCUACUCUCUCGCUGCUCUAGCAGACGAUUACACGAAGAGAAAACACGUAGUAAGGGUCACUACGGCCGCUGGUGCAGAACUUCUGCUACAGGCUGAAGGCGCGGCAGAUGCACAGCGUUGGUUGGCAGCACUCAGAAGACAUUCCGCAGAACCACCGCCAUCAGAGCCUGUGUCUAUACCACAAGCGCCGGCCUCCGUGCCUGCUACUGCCACCAGCGCGCCGGCUACAGUGGAGUGUCCUUCGCCUUUACCACCACAAAGAAACAAGAAGAUUGGCAGGAACAGGUCGCCUACCGGUCCUCCAACACCUACUCUGCCUUCGUCCCCCAAGAACAAGACUUGGAAGGGUCGUAUGGCCAAACAGCUGCGUCGUAUGCACGGCGGUGCCAGUGCAGCUCCGCCAGUCACUGGCUGGCUGGGCGCUCCACUGGACCGCUGUCCCAGCGACCCUGAACACCCGCUUGUGCCUAAAGCUGUCACCUUACCCGCUCAUGCUGUAGAGGCGUACGGUCUCCGCACAGUAGGGGUGUACCGUGUGCCAGGUAACGCGGCCGGUGUAGCAGCCCUGGCCGCAGCCCUGGACCGAGGAGAGCCUCCCCCCGCUGAUGACUCACGCUGGGCGGACGUCCAUGUAGCCUCCAGCUUGCUCAAAGCCUACCUGAGACGACUGCCCGACCCUAUACUCACCGCACACUUAUAUCCUGCUUUCAUUGCGGCCGAUCGUUCCCCCGAGAGAGCUCGCGAACUCCGCAAGCUGGUCCACGCCCUGCCGGACCCUCACUAUGAAACACUCAAGUACCUGAUCCAACAUUUGCGCAAAGUGGUCGCAAACUCCGCUUAUAAUAAAAUGGAAGCGAGAAACCUGGCCAUCGUGUUCGGGCCGACGUUGGUGCGCGCAGCGAGUGACGACAUGCUGGCGAUGGUCAAUGAUAUGUCCAGUCAGUGUCGCAUUAUAGAAUCCUUCUUAACACAUUACGAAUGGUACUUCGAAGAGGAAGAAGGCUGUCCCCCGACGGAGCCCCCCCCGCCGGGAGACGCCCUGACCCCCGCGCCCGCCCCCUCCCGCGACCUGCUCAUACAUAACGUCAAGAAGAUAGAAGGCAAGGACGUGUCCACACGUGACAUAGUGUCGUCUAUAAUAUCGGCCGCCAACCGUAAGAUCCAGCGCAAGCCUCGCAAGACUGAUAAGAAGUGGGAGGAGAAGGCUCGCUCGCCCGCGGGCUCCCCUCCCCGCUCCCCGCUCGCCUCGCCCCCCUCGCCCUCGGCCGCACACACACACACGCACACGCACGUCACCACGCUCGCACACUACGACGGUCUGCCGCACUACAUGGAGCAGCACCACCAAACUACCAACAAAAUUGAAAUGGAGUCAGUGACCUCGAUGGGCCGCGCGAGACAGGAGAUAUCGCGACACACGCACGCCUUCAAUAACUUUUCUAUAGACGAAACCGGCGACCUGGUGUCCUCCCUAACCAGCACCUUCGACCAGAAGCUCCGCUCCCUCAACAACUCAUCGCCUCUCGACGACGGCAGCAUCCCGUACGCCGACGAGUGCCAGGAAGACGCCGACGAGGGCAAGUCCAGCGCCUCGCCCUCCGAGGCGGGCUCCGUCCGGGGCGCGUCCCCCGCCCGGCCCCGCGCCGACCAGCUCAAGGCGGCCUGGCUCAGGUCCGGCUCCUCCUCCUCCGACGAGCACGACGCGCGCUGGCCCCCGCCCCGGACCCUUCCGCCCGGCCCGCCCGCCGCGCCCGGACCCCUCGGACCCAUCGGCUCUCACGAUGACACGGACGACUCUGAAAAAGAGAACUCCGGCCCCAAGAACGGCCCCGACGAUGACAAGGACGUCGAUACGCGGUCCCAGGCCUCCGCCGGGGACUCCCCCGACAACGACCGCAGCGCCGCCUCCGCGGGCGAGGCUCCGCGCCGCUCCGAGUCUCUGGGCCGCGUGCUCCGCUCCGAGAGCCUCAACUGCCGCGCCGACCGGCCGCAGCGCUCGGAGUCACUCAGCAAGGAGCGGCCGACCAAGCUGGAGAAGGGCGAGUGGAACGUGGUGCGGCGGCGCGAGGCGGGCGCCUGGCGGUCCACCAAGCUCAAGAGGAAGAACGGUAUGCCGGAGCGAGGCAUCAAGCGGCGCCACACGGUCGGCGGCACCAAGGACUUCGACAAGGACGGCUGGGCGGCGCGACACACGCGGACCUCCUCCCCGGACCUUUCGACAUGA